This is a messenger RNA of Trichomycterus rosablanca, 2968 nucleotides long. RefSeq names its product zinc finger protein 148 (gene znf148). The transcript is spliced from 7 exons. Bases 170 to 2599 code for a protein of 809 amino acids. Gene Ontology annotation, molecular function: DNA-binding transcription factor activity, RNA polymerase II-specific; RNA polymerase II cis-regulatory region sequence-specific DNA binding. Gene Ontology annotation, biological process: regulation of transcription by RNA polymerase II. NCBI's taxonomy places the organism in Eukaryota, Metazoa, Chordata, Actinopteri, Siluriformes, Trichomycteridae. The record is from RefSeq and is a predicted model, not a curated record.
CAGCACAGCAGCGGGGAAAACUUUUACUGCAGGAUUAUUAGUGAUGAUGUUUUACCGCAACCCGCGCUGUAAGAAAUAAAACAAGGUUAUCACUGGCGUCCCCCCAGGUCCAUGACAAUCGACAGUUCUCUUGGAGCCGCGUUAAGCCGCAGUGGAGUAACGAACGAAAAUGAACAUCGAUGAGAAAUUCGACGGAAUCCUGAUUCGAUGUGGCACCGUGAGCCUUCACCACGCACAAGUCCUAGCACCCUCUGUGAUGGACAAAAGGGGCGGGCAAGGCAUGGACAUGUCUCUUGGAGAGAAGAGCUUGGCCAAUCAACCGCUCCUCGCGGAUGAAGACGAGGAGGAGGACGAGGAGGAGGAGGACGAAGACCUGACUGGACGGACGUUGAGUUCUCAUAGCCUCAUAUCAAAUGAUGAACUGAUUGUCCAUGAGGGGACUUUGAAUCACAGUGUGGAGGAAGAACAUGAUUUCUCCCAGAGACUCUCCCAUAAGCUGCCGUACAGUCUCCACAUGCCUGUGAAUAUAAAAGAGGAGGAGAAGCUGCCGGGCUCACUACUUCUGAAUCGAAAGGACAAAAGACAAGGAAGGGACCCUGCAGAGUGUCCAAAAAAGAAGAAGAGGAAGCAGCGAUCACCGGCGAAGAUCCUCACCAUUAAUGAUGACGGCUCACUGGUACAUCAGAACCCCAAGUCGCACGUAUGUGAGCAUUGCAAUGCCGCUUUUCGGACAAAUUACCAUCUGCAGAGACACGUCUUCAUCCACACAGGAGAAAAGCCUUUCCAAUGCAGUCAGUGUGACAUGCGGUUUAUUCAGAAGUACCUGCUGCAGAGGCAUGAGAAAAUUCACACAGGAGAAAAGCCGUUUCGAUGUGACGAGUGUGGAAUGAGAUUUAUUCAGAAAUAUCACAUGGAGCGACACAAGAGGACACACAGUGGGGAGAAACCUUAUCAGUGUGAUUACUGCCAUCAGUACUUCUCGAGGACCGACCGAGUCUUGAAGCAUAGACGUAUGUGCCACGAAAAUAAGGAAAGGAAGGCCCAAAAAGCAGCCGCCAAAGACGCCCUUCUACGCAGCGCGGACGCUCUCGCGUUUUCUUGCCCCUCCAAAGAGUGCACGCUACCCAAGAAGAAACGGCAGAAGUCGUCUGAUAAAACCGGCACGUCGAUCACGAACUCUGCCGGGGUGGACAGAGUCUUUGAGGGCGGCGUCGAGGCGAAGGAAGAGGAUAAGCUCUGCAAGAAUGAAUGUCUUCCUCUCUAUGCUGUUGCAACUAAGAUAAAGGACGAGUACGUGGUGACGGAAUAUUCUGUCGAGCUCCCCGAUUCUUCUCCAGGAAACAGGAACCUUACUGGAGAAGCAUCUUCUGAUGAGAUCAUUGCUCCUCCAAAGUUGGUCCUGAAGAAGAUCGGCAGUAAGAAAAGCACGAAGCAGCAGCUGCAGCCUUUGGAACAACCCCAGUCUCUGUCCCCUCUGACUCCAUUCGAGGAAGGAAAGGUCACAAGAUACACGUUUGAGAUUGUGGAUAACAAGGGCCUGUUAGACGUAGAACCAAGUUCUGACCUGGAGACGGUCGAUCCGCUUCACGUUGGGUCGACCAAGCCGGCCGGGAGCAGCACAAACUACGACGAUGCCAUGCAGUUCCUCAAGAAGAAGCGUUACCUCCAGGCGACCACGGCCAAUAACGGUCGCGAAUACACCCUGAACGUGAACAGCAUCUCUUCACAACCCUCGGUCACUCAGGCGGCCGUGGCCCCUGUCAUAGAUGAGACGGUUCCCGCGACGAUCCUGUCCGACACCCAGACUCUGAACGUGGAGAUCAAAGCAAGCCACGAGAAGAACGUCCUACCUGACGAAGUCCUGCAAUCCCUCCUGGAUCAUUACUCCAUCAAGACCAGCGGACAGCCGGAGAUCAGCUUCAGCGUCGCGGACACCGAGGUCACUUCAAGCAUCUCCAUUAAUUCCUCGGAUGUUUCUGAGAGCAGCCCUGCGGAAGCCUUGAGCACCAGCUCUCAAGCGCCCACCGCCGAGAAAGCCAGUCUUCUUCAGGAAUACUCCAAGUUCCUUCAGCAGGCCUUGGACAGGACUAGUCAAAACGACAGCUACCUAAACAGCCAGAGUCUUACCUUCGUGAACGACAGCGCAAGCCUUAGCGGGCCCCUGUUCUCCUCAGACAAACAGUUUGGAUCUCCAAGUCGGUUCAGAUCAGGCAUGAACUCUCCUCUAAGGCUGGACAAAUCGCAUUUCGGGCUUUUGGUGGAUACCCAGCACUCGUUCUCGUUCUCAGGUGACGAGACCAACCCCUCUUCGGUGUCGCCGACGGACGACUUUCUGGAGCAGGUCUCGUCGCCGAAAAAGACGGACUCUCAGGGUAUUACGCAGACGUUCCAGAUCGCCACUUUCGAUCAGAACUUCCGCUCUCAGUGUCAGACGUCUCGCUCCUUGCUGUCUGCGCAGUUCAGCGUCGCCAACGGACAGGUCAGCAUAAGAGGCCACGCCGGAGCGGACUUCCCAGAAUUCUCUCUCGUCAACGUUACCGAAACCAGAACUCAAAUGACCUCAUCCCCAGAUGCUACGAGCAGCCAAACGUUUGGCUAAAAAAGAAAAACAUGCUAUUUAAUAUUUUCAUCAUUAAAAACGCACUUUAUACUUACUCUAGCGAACUGAACUUAAAUCUGCGAAUGUAAUCAGCAUCCUGUCAGAUGUUUAUCUCUGUACAAGCAUUUAAACUGAAGAUGUUUCUCUUUGUAUUCGGUGGUUGUAAUAAUCAUACAAGGGUGAGAAUUAUUUUGGGAAGCUGAUUUCGUUGGUGUAGCACAUUUACAGGGGUUGGACAAUGAAACUGAAACACCUGUCAUUUUAGUGUGGGAGGUUUCAUGGCUAAAUUGGACCAGUCUGGUGGCCAAUCUUCAUUAAUUGCACAUUGCACCAGUAAGAGCAGAGUGUGAAGGUUCAAUUAGCAGGGUA